GUAUAUAAGGGCGGCAGGACAACCUCUCCUCACGCUGGUCGACGGGGCCAGUGCCGACACCAUGAAGACUGCUGUGAUUUUGACUGCCCUUGUGGGGCUGACGGUAUCGGCCAAACUUGGGAACCUCCACCACUCUCAUGAGGGGGCAGUACGUGUAAACACUCGCACGGGAUCCAUCGUCCACACCGAAUUCGGAGCAAGUGGUUCUCAAAGCCCAGCUGCAGUUACAGGAUCAUAUUCAUUUACCGCUCCUAACGGGGAGACGCACACUGUUGAAUAUGUUGCUGACGAGAAAGGUUUCCGGCCAGUGAUUCGCCGUACGUCUACCUCAUCCUUCUCUUCCCAAUCGAGUGGUGGCUCACAGGCCUUUGGAGCAGGAGCCGUAAGAUCUGGCUCGUCUGGUGUUAAAUUUGGGCAGGUAUCAUCCGGCUUUGUAAGCAACACAGCAGCUCAAGCCCCAAGCUCUUUUGAUGCUUCUGACUUUUCUAACGAAGUGUCUAGUGUUGAAAAUGUUGUAUCAAAUAAACAGUCCACUAGCUCUUCCUUCUUUGCCGGAUCCACCGGAAAUGCAGCAGGAAUCUCAUCUGGUGCAGGAUUCUCGUCUGGUUCUGGCUCUUCAAGCAGAUUCUCUUCUGGUUCUGCCACCGCUACCUCUGCAGGAAAUGCUGGGGAGAAUGUAGCAGUUAUCUUGGCAGGUCAGGGUCUUCCAGCUGGAGUUACUCGUGGUCAGGCAGCUUUCCAGACUGCAUCUUUAGCUGCCAAUACGGCCUCUGGAAACGCAGCAUCUACAUUUACUUCUGGUUCUUCUGGAUCCUCUGGCUCAAGAUUGACUUCUGGUGUGUCAGCGGGAACCUCUGGCUCUAGAUUUACUUCUGGUUCAUCUACUGGAUCAAGGUUCACAUCUGGCUCUUCAGCUGGAUCUUCUGGUUCAAGGAUUACUUCUAGCUCUUCAGCUGGAUCUUCUGGUUCAAGGUUUACUUCUAGCUCUUCAGCUGGAUCAUCUGGUUCAAGGUUCACUUCUGGCUCAUCAACCAAGAUCCAAGCAGGAAAGGUUGGUGACAGUGUAUCAGUUAUCCUAGCAGGACAGGGUAUCCCAGCUGGAGUCACUCGUGGCCAGGCAGCCUUCCAGGUUGCAGCAGUUGGUAUUAAUGCUGCCUCUGGAGCUUCAGGAAACAGGGGAGCUAGCUUCACCUCUGGAUCAACCUUUUCUUCUGAUUCCUCUGCCGAAACUAGCUUCUCCGCUGGCUCUGCCGAAACUAGCUUCUCCGCUGGCUCUGCCGAAACCACAGGAUCUCAGUUCACAUCCUCUGCUGGUACUUCCUCAGGAUCAUCUUCCACUUUCACUUCUGGAUCCACAUCUGGUGCCACAACUGGAUUCUCCUCUGGAUCCUCUGCUUCCACCUUUGCAGGAAAUGAUGGCGAAAGUGUUGCAGUAAUUUUGGCUGGAAACACUGUGCCAACAGGAGUCACUCGUGGUCAGAUCCAGGUUUCUGUCCCUGCUACCAGCACCUCUGGAAUCAGUUCUGGCUCAACCUUUACAUCUGGUUCCAGUUUCAAUGCUGGAUCCACUAGUGGAGUAACAUCAACUGGUUCCUCUGCUGGUCUAUCUGGUUCUAGGUUUACCUCUGGUUCAUCCUCUGGAUCAUCUGGUUCUAGGUUUACCUCUGGUUCAUCCUCUGGAUCAGCUGGCUCUGGCUUGACUUCUGGCUCAUCUGGUUCUGCCUUCACCGCUGGCUUGUCUGCUGGCUCAUCUGGUUCCAGAUUUACCUCAGGUGCAUCUACUGGGUCCACUACAUCUUCAUUUACCUCUGGUACAUCGACCAAGAUUCACGCCGGAAAGGUUGGUGACAGUGUUGCAGUUAUCCUAGCAGGACAGGGUAUCCCAGCUGGAGUCACUCGUGGCCAGGCAGCCUUCCAGGUUGCAGCAGUUGGUGCUAAUGCUGCCUCUGGAGCUUCAGGAAACAGGGGAGCUAGCUUCACCUCUGGAUCAACCUUUUCUUCUGAUUCCUCUGCCGAAACUAGCUUCUCCGCUGGCUCUGCCGAAACUACAGGAUCUCAGUUCACAUCCUCUGCUGGUACUUCCUCAGGAUCAUCUUCCACUUUCACUUCUGGAUCCACAUCUGGUGCCACAACUGGAUUCUCCUCCGGAUCUUCUGCUUCCACCUUUGCAGGAAAUAAUGGCGAAAGUGUUGCAGUAAUUUUGGCUGGAAACACUGUGCCAACAGGAGUCACUCGUGGUCAGAUCCAGGUUUCUGUCCCUGCUACCAGCACCUCUGGAAUCAGUUCUGGCUCAACCUUUACAUCUGGUUCCAGUUUCAAUGCUGGAUCCACUAGUGGAGUAACAUCAACUGGUUCCUCUGCUGGUCUAUCUGGUUCUAGUCUGGUGGGUUCCUCUGGUUCAUCCUCUGGAUCAUCUGGUUCUAGGUUCACAUCUGGCACAUCAGCUGGAUCCUCAGGUUCCAGAUUUACUUCUGGCUCAACAACUGGAUCCACUACAUUUACAUCUGGCACAUCAACCAAGAUUCAUGCAGGAAAGGUCGGUGAGAGUGUGGCAGUGAUUCUGGCUGGUCAGGGCCUUCCUGCAGGAGUUACCCGUGGUCAAGCAGCUUUCCAGACAUCAUCACUUGCUGCUAAUACUGCUUCAGGAAUCUCCUCUGGUAAUGCUGGUUCAAGGUUCACUUCAGGAGCAACUACAUCUGACUCCUCUGCUGAAUCUAGUUUCUCUUCAGGAUCAACCAGCACCACUGGAUCUAAAUUUACAUCAGCUUCUAUUGGAUCAUCAAUUGGUUCAACAUCAUCUUCAGGUUCCACCGCUGGAUCUUCUGGAUUUACUUCUGGCUCCUCAGCUGGAUCCUCUGGUUCCCGAUUCACCUCUGUCUCAUCUACUGGAUCCAGAACAUCCUCUGUUUCUGGCACAUCAACCAAGACCAUCAGUGGAAAUGCUGGUGAGAGCGUGGCAGUGAUUCUGGCUGGACAGGGUAUCCCAUCUGGAGUUACACGUGGUCAGGCAGCUUUCCAGGUUGCUGGAGUAAAUACUGCUUCUGGAGUCUCUUCUGGAAAUGCUGUUAAAUCUAGCUUUCUUUCUGGGUCCACUGGCACCACAGGGUCUAAAUUUACAUCUACCGGAUCAUCAGCUGGACUGACAUCCUCUGCUGGAUCAUCUGGUUCAAGAUUCACCUCUGGCUCAUCUACCGGAUCCACCACAUUUACAAGCACAUCGACCAAGACUGUUGGAGGAAAUGCUGGAGAUAGUGUAUCAGUAAUUUUGGCAGGUCAGGGCCUUCCUGCAGGUGUUACUCGUGGCCAGGCAGCUUACCAAAUCUCAUCAGCUUCAGUCACAGGUAACUCAGGAAGCAGGAGUGGUUUUUCCCAAAACACAGGUUCCUCUUCUAGAUUCUCGUCUGCUGCUGGAUCUGCAGGUAUUAGGUCAUCCACAGGAUCUAGCGCUGUAAGAUCAAGCUUAGUAAAUAGCGGCAGACUAGCCACCAAAGUGUCUUCUAGUUCAUCAAAAACAUCUGGAGGUUCAUUUGUGACAGGCAAUAGAGUCAGUUCUCAAAGAACAUCCACUAACAGAGCUGGUGUUCGCAACCCCAUUCCUGAUGUAAAGAGCGUUGCUGUACUUCUUGCUAAACCUGGUCAACUUUAAGUUGAAGCUCUAAAGAUAUCAACACAGGAGCAAAUGCAAGCUGACAGUAGACUCUUGUGCACUGAGAUGAUAUUGUUUCAAGAUGGACAAGUACAAAUUGCUGACAUAUCCUUUUGGGAAAGUGUAUAUUUUAAAUGUUCCUAGUUUUUUGUUAUUUUCUAGCUCUGUUACUAAUGAAAUAGUUGUAUACAAAGAUAAGUGCUCAUUGAUAAGUGUAUAUGCGCUGUUGUUAUGUAAAUAAAUACAAGAAAUCGAA
This is a messenger RNA of Penaeus vannamei (Pacific white shrimp), 3902 nucleotides long. Its product is annotated as pneumococcal serine-rich repeat protein. The record is from RefSeq and is a predicted model, not a curated record. Lineage: Eukaryota; Metazoa; Arthropoda; Malacostraca; Decapoda; Penaeidae.